CUUUCUCUUUCUCCUUUCUCACCCUCUCCUCUCCCCACAUCUCCUUCCUUCUAGUCACGCCCCCCCCCCCCCGUCAUCUUCCUCUGUCUCAUGCACACUUAGGACCCCUCCAUCCCUGUUUUCCCCUCGUUCCUCGUUGUGACAUGUGGAAUUGUGGGUAGUUGUCAACAGACUUUCUUUAUCUUGUACAGAAACGCCAUGUAUAGACCACAGUGGCAGUGUCUGUUUAUAUCAAAUUUGUUUGUGUCUGUGGGGGGGGGGCAUUUUUUUGUUAUAUUAUUGACAUUAUUUGUAUGUUUGGGUUUUUUUUUUUGCCUAAAGAGGAAAAUUUGAGGGGGAUGAGGCAAAAGAGAUCCUCUUCGUAAGAAUCCAUAAGUGAUAAUUGUUGUUCUUAAUGAUUUUUGUUGUUGUCUUAAUUUGUAUUUUUUUUUGACACUUGAAGUGGAGGGUGUAAUUUGUAAUCAUUUCAACGAUCUCACUUCUUGACAUCACUGAUGUGUGCAGGGCAGUGUUUCACCUGUUGUGUGGGGGGUGGGGCGUGUAUUAAAUGGGCUUGUUGUCUGGGUCAUGGUGUUUUGAUGAUCAUGACGAUGAGAACCAAUCAAGAUCGUGGUCCGUGGUAGACUGUUAAGACCUGCCCACCUGCCUGACUCUCUCCUCUUCCCCCACUGGUGAACUUGGUAAUCGUAAUUGUUCCACCCUCCCGCCCCGGAUCCCAGCCCUUAUAAGUCACCUUGUAAGUCAGCUUGUCAUUUUUUCUAUUACCCGAAAGAUGGGCUGCCGACUUUUGCUCAAAAAUCGCACAGGACUGUCAGGCUAAGACACGCCCCCUCAUCCCACCUGCCUGCGCGGCUCUGCUCCUGUGACGAGGGCCUGCCUCCCAAACUGUCGCCAAACUGGUAGGCCUUCGCUCAGCUUCCCUCUCCGCCAUGGCCAGCCCGACUACGCCCUGUCACCUCUCCUGCUCACUGGUGUGUCUCGUACAAACUGGAACCCUCUGGAAGACGGGCAUCCCCGCGAAGGGACACUGGAAGCUGAGCAUUCAUCCACGUCCGCUAUCCAGUGCGCAGCUGCUGUACACCAGGUGGUGCCAGCCCAUCUGCUAUCCAGUGUGCAGCUGCUGUACUCCAGGUGCCAGCUCUGUAUUUGAGAAUGGCCUCGGGGGGGGGGGGGGGGUGUGGGAUUUGAACCAAGCCUUUGUCAGGUUCUCCUCAUCUGGGCUACCCCCACUUCGCCUUCUGAUUCGUUCCUUUUGUCCCUGGUGGGGCAUGUAUGUACCCUGUCUACCCCCCCCGGCCCCCCACCCCCCCUCCAUUCUGUACCCACUUUGUUUCUCGUUCUGUGUUUUGUAUGUAUUCUUCAUUAUUUUUGUUUUGUUUCGUUGAACUACGAAAAUACUGAAGUGCGACAAAAAUACCAACCAAACUAAGAUUAAUAAAUAUAUAUAAAUAAAGUAAUAAUUGAAAAAGUAAACGUGUAAAGUGAGUCCCAAGCCAUGUGUAAGAGGCGAGCGUGUGUGUGCGUGUGUGUCCACAUUUCGCGUGUCGUGCGAUGGUCCUGUCGAGUGCGACUGGAGGAAUAUGUGAAAUGAGGCUUUUACAGCGCGUAGCUAAACACGGUGCUCACCAUCACUGUACACACUUUGCGGAAAAGAGAAGAAAACUGAGUGAAUGUGCAGAUAACAGUUGUUAUAUAAUCAGUCAAUUAAGUGAUGGUCCUGUCAACUGAUUUUUUUUUUAUUUCCGAAGAAGAAACGUGCCAAUGUGAAAAUGUAAUGAUGUCACUCGAAUUAAGGUACUGUGCUCUGCAUGGACAGAGGUCGAUAUGAAAGGUAAAUUGAAAAGAAUUACAAAUACCCCGGAUUCCCUUAUGUACAUUCCAGUUAUAUGUAAUUUCCCGUCAAGCCAAUCAUGUUGUUGUUUAUGAAAGAUGAAAAUUUGUGGAAGAUAUUGUGAAGGAAAAACUAAUUUAAAUGAAUGACAGUUAAAAAGAAAUAGGUAAAUGAUACAUAAGCAUCUCUGAUAACUUUGUGAUUUUAGCGUCGACCGUGUCCUUUGGAGCACGAGUGCUGCACAAACGGGAAAACGAUGUCCUCGUCCCACCACUGAAAUUCCCCUUCCUCACCACUGCACCUCUCUGGAAGCAGCUGCUUCUGCCUGCUCAAAUCUGCACUGCAGUGCCUCUUCAGGCCAAAGCAGUAGAGCCCCAGGUGUAACCCUGUGAGUUUAUCUGUUAAAGGGCGGAGGAUGGUGACAGGAAAUUGCUUUCCUGAUUCCCCUGGGCCUUGACAGGCAGCUCAUCCUUUCCGCGGCCCCGGUGAUUGUUAAUGGGUCAUGGCUAAACUUAGACGAGAGCGGAGCAGCCCUUACGGAUACGCGCUCCUCUCUACUCCCCCCCCUCCCCUUUUUUUUUGAGUGUGUGGCAACAGCAUGACUGCCUGCGUCAGCUGUUCGAGGUGGGAAGUGGGUCGUUGCAUGAAGGAGAAGGUAUGCGGGGAAGUGGGCAAGCAGAGAAUCUCCCUCUGUAGAAGGUGCACAGGUAAUGUACCACAGAUGGGGUCUAGAGCAAGCAGUAACUGUAAGUAUGUGUGUUCAUUUACAGUACAACUCGCAUAGUGUGUGUGUGUUUUUUUCUCUGAACCGCCCUAUUAAAUGUGCAUCUCUUUCAUUUGUUUAUAACGGCAUCACCUCCAGCCCUGCUGAUCAUUACCGCUUAGCUUCUAAUUAGGGGAAUUGAUUUCAUCUUCCUGAGUGUCGGAAUCCUCUAGGCUGGCAGCUUGAAUCCGUGUUUCAGUUCGGCUUCAUUUAUUUUAUCGUUUUCACGCAGGACAGCGGUUCCCCCUUUGGUAGAGCUGCACGACACAUGAUACCGUAAACAGAUUUCACUUUGCGGCUGAAGCCCCGACAGGCUUGUUUGUCUCAACGAUGCUAGAGGAGGGAAGCUUUACAGCGUUCGGAUUCCAGGAGAGCCAUUUCGGAUUGAACUGUGUGUGUGUGUGUGUGUGUGUGUGUGUGUGUGUGUGUGUGUGUUUGUGUUUGUGUGUGUGUGUGUUUGUGUGUGUGUGUGUUUGUUUGUGUGUGUGUUUGUGUUUGUGUGUGUGUGUGUGUGUGGCGUCCUUAUCUUCCUAUAUUACUUACGGUCUGUCACUGCAGUGUGCUGCCUCUCUCUGACUGCCUGCCCGCUGUUUUGCUCGUGUCCAGCUCGUUAUGUCCCGUCUGUCUGUCUGUCUGUACGCCUCCGUGCAGGUCGCUGAGGCCGCGCGGUCCUGCAGAACUCGCCAUGCUGCUUCUGGGUCAGAACCGUGGCCCCACCUUGGCUGUUCUGUUUCUAUACACCUGGGCCUACUUUCCAGCUGAUGCGAUUGAACUCACCCCUAAAAUCGAUGGGCAGAUGCACUCUGCACUGACACUGAAGGAGAAUGCCACCCACCGCUUUAACUGCCAAUCAGAGGGCUCGAGCACUGGACAUCCUCACCUGCUCACCUGGUACCUGAAUGGGGAGAGGCAAAAGCACCCUGAAGGCGAUACCGUGGAGCAGCUGGUGGCGACCUCACAUGGAGGGCCACGGGCCCCGCAAGUGGGAUCUACGCAAACUAGCACGUUCACCCUACAUGCCAGGAAAUGGGACAGAGAGCUGGUGUGUGUGGCCUCUCACCCCCGCACUGGCAUUAGCUACAACGCCACGGUCGUGCUCAACGUCCAGUAUCAGCCGGAGAUUUUGCGAGUAAAUGCCCAUUACAGUGAGACCUCAGACCCUGGCCUAUCCCUAGUUUUGUUUGCUUUGGUACGUUCCAAUCCCCCUGCCACCAUAACCUGGGUGGACCAGGCCGGGCGGCCGGUGGCCAACACCUCUGACUUCUUCAUCCUGGACUCACACAGCUACCCCUGGCUGACCAAUCACACGCUGCGUGUGUCUCCCAGCAGCCUAACAGGAAAUGUCUCCUUCAAUGCCAGCAAUAGUUUGGGUUCUGCCCAGAGCAACCUCACGCUUGCAGAAUUCCUGCAGUCCCGAGUGGAGGUGCCAUUGCUGGGAAUUGUGACAGGGGGCGCUGUUGGGUUUGUGACGCUCCUCAUCCUCACCCUGCUUUUAUUUUUCCUGAUGCACAAAAACAAGGGGAAAAAAAUAGACGAACCAGUGGAGAUGACGAUCCGGAAGAGCAGUGAAUCUGACCAGAUGCAGCUGGACCAUGUUAUUCUGCCCCGGGAGAACAUGUCCCUACCUUCUAACCUGCAGCUCAAUGAGCACAGCGCCCUCUGCAAAGGGAUGGGGGAUUCCAGUGCAGGUCCAAUGCAGAAACAGGCCGACGACGACGGGUGCGACUUGUUGGCUGCCUACGCUGCCAAAGGGUUUUCCAGAUUCCCUAUGGUGGGCUACAUUUACAAGGUCAACAGCGUGAGUAGCGAUGAAGUUUGGCUCUGAAAGCACCUCAACCGGAAUACCCAGUAUUCAAGAAGACCUGCAAAAUGACUAAUCACUCCAAACAAUCAGGACCAGGAGCACUGGCUCCUCAUCAGAGUUAAACGAUGGAGUGAUCAAUAAGCCCAAAGCUGGAGAUGAAGAGAUACAUUAGUCAAAGCGUCCUCCUGUGAUCAGUCCUAUGUUCGGCAUUCAAUGCAACAACACCACCACCAGGGGGAGCAGUUUAGUAAGUAACUGCGGGUCGUCUAUGCAUGAACGCUGCUUUGUUUGCCUAACCCCCUUUCCAUUAGUUAUUAAGAGUGCAGCGUCAGUCUCUACCCUGAGUACUCAUUUUGGUCCAGGAUCCGACAUUUUAACCAUACUUCAAUAAAAAGACAUAAAGGGCUUGGUUAUGUACUUUUUGGGUCAGUAUGUAUACACGCUGACCGCAGCACAGCCUUCUCCAGACUUCCUGUUUCUUUGUGGAAUGUUACGUGUAUAUAAUUCUGUGUAUGAUGUCAAAUAAUAUAUUUAUAUAUAAGAGGUAUUAUACUGUGAAUGCUGAAGUACAUAACUGGGACGAUAUGUGUAUAUGAUACAAUAAAUAUGAGGACAAAUACACUGUUUUUGCUGACUGAUCGCUGUCAACGUCCCAAGUGGAAGAAAUCAAUAACAAAAAUGAGUAGAAUGAGCAGCA
Messenger RNA from Brienomyrus brachyistius, 5095 nucleotides. RefSeq names its product transmembrane protein 25. Gene Ontology annotation, biological process: negative regulation of excitatory postsynaptic potential. The record is from RefSeq and is a predicted model, not a curated record. The transcript has 8 exons. Lineage: Eukaryota; Metazoa; Chordata; Actinopteri; Osteoglossiformes; Mormyridae. The coding region runs from base 3280 to 4419 and encodes 379 amino acids.